Messenger RNA from Aureobasidium pullulans EXF-150, 666 nucleotides. RefSeq lists its product as uncharacterized. The record is from RefSeq and is a predicted model, not a curated record. The transcript has 2 exons. The coding region runs from base 1 to 666 and encodes 221 amino acids. NCBI's taxonomy places the organism in Eukaryota, Fungi, Ascomycota, Dothideomycetes, Dothideales, Saccotheciaceae.
AUGAGAAUGAAGGUCCCCUCAACGCCUAAGCCAUCCGACAACAUGAAAAAUUCCUCAUCGCCCAGACGAUUGCCACUAUCCAGAAUCAAAAUGGUCAGAACGACAGGCUCCAGACAAUCUGCAGCAAACGUUCCUCUUCUGCCUCCAUGCAACUCUUCUAUCACCGGGCUGCGUGCCCAAAUCCAACAAAACAUCGACUUCCUCUAUCCCAACGAGCAUUGGAUUAUUCUGGUCAAGUGCGAGCGCGAGCACGAUGGCAAUAGAAAAUUUCUGGACUCUGACAACAAUGGAGGUUACGUGCUUGACAAACAAUGGCAACGCAGACUUGCGCAGAGCCAUGACGGGGACGCGGAGCCUCUCGCUUGGAGAGCCGUCAUCUUGAACACUAAGGACAAUUCACGGACCUUUUAUGGCGUUGCCCGAGGAAGCGUGGAACUCGCUUUGUGCAGCGUGUUAGAACUCACUGGCCUUUAUGUUGCUAUUGAGGUUCCAGGAACUGCAGUUGACAACCCAACCAGUAUGAUCAAGAAGGAUGAGCAAGCUGUCUCAGAGGAUGGAGAAGACAUCGAGGUUCCAGGAACUGCAGUUGAUAACCUGACCAGUAUGACGAAGGAGGAUGAGCAAGCUGGCUCAGGGGAUGGAGAACUAGAGUCAACAUUCUUUUGA